GCCAUAUGCUGUCUUCCAGAACCGGGUGACCGUAUUCCUUGAUUUAAAACCUUGUCAACGGCCCGUACUAAAUUCUUCUCAACAGAAAAAAUGGCCCGAUUAACUGUUGCCUUGUUUUUUGUUCUGGCUGUUGUGUCAGUAUGGGGCGAAGAGUGUUCUCUUGGUGGAUCCAUACACGACUGGCGAAACGAAUGCAGCCACGAACGAUGUCAUCAUUCACAUGGAGCCGUCAUCGGGUGUGUGUCUACACCCCACAGCGCUUCGGGUAAAGGUAUUUGUACCUGUGUGACGAGAUGCGAUGAUGACGUCAGUAGGUGUCACGUAAAGAAUGACUGUAUAAGGUCUGCCCUACUGAACCGAUGUGGACAGUGUCAGCAAGGCGAUCACGACUACCACUGCAUUGACAACCACUGCCACUGCGGCUUCCCGACGAAACCAUGAGCAGUGUCCAAGGACAACCCGUGACAGUUUAUCAGGGAGGACAACUCGUGGCAGCGUGUCUCAAGUUACUCUUGGAAUAAAUAUAUUUGCUCAUCUUCA
Molecule: messenger RNA, 540 nt
Organism: Gigantopelta aegis
Lineage: Eukaryota; Metazoa; Mollusca; Gastropoda; Neomphalida; Peltospiridae
Exons: 5
Coding region: 91-441 (116 amino acids)
Source: RefSeq, a predicted model, not a curated record